UGUAGCCAAUCAAAUAACCCUGGGGACAGUCAGGCGUUGUAGCCCCCUCCUCAUCGCCACAUACACAUGCAUAAGGCAGAACCUGCUGCUUCAUCCACCCACACAGACAGACACUUUCUUAUUCAGCUCUCGUGUCCAUACACUGCAUCACGUCCAAAAACAUGGCUGACAAACCCAACAUGACAGAAAUCACAUCUUUUGAUAAAACUAAACUCAGGAAGACAGAGACCCAAGAAAAGAAUCCCUUGCCAACCAAAGAAACUAUUGAACAGGAGAGACAAGGAGAGUCCACACCAUGAAUGAUGUUUGUAACUGAAGUCAAACAGCAGACAGAGAAGCAAAUGGCUGAGAAGAUCAGCAGAGAAGAGACUUUGAGAGGAAUCGAACUAGUAACUGAUGUGUAAUUGGUUUUAUAGACUUGUUUGUGUGUUUGUUCGAGAAUGAAAUAAAUAUGUACGAAUGUGUUUCAACGAGUGCACCCAGACAACCAAUAAAACGUUUAAAGAGUAA
Messenger RNA from Ctenopharyngodon idella (grass carp), 510 nucleotides. RefSeq names its product thymosin, beta (gene tmsb). Bases 162 to 299 code for a protein of 45 amino acids. NCBI's taxonomy places the organism in Eukaryota, Metazoa, Chordata, Actinopteri, Cypriniformes, Xenocyprididae. The transcript is spliced from 3 exons. Gene Ontology annotation, molecular function: actin monomer binding. Gene Ontology annotation, cellular component: cytoplasm. Gene Ontology annotation, biological process: actin filament organization; regulation of cell migration. The record is from RefSeq and is a predicted model, not a curated record.